Fusarium graminearum PH-1 is the source of this 360-nucleotide messenger RNA. RefSeq lists its product as uncharacterized. Gene Ontology annotation, molecular function: methylated-DNA-[protein]-cysteine S-methyltransferase activity. The record is from RefSeq and is a predicted model, not a curated record. The transcript has a single exon. Lineage: Eukaryota; Fungi; Ascomycota; Sordariomycetes; Hypocreales; Nectriaceae. Gene Ontology annotation, biological process: DNA repair. The coding region runs from base 1 to 360 and encodes 119 amino acids.
AUGGCUUCUCAGCUCGCGCUCAUCGAGUCGUCUACACGCACAACGUUUGAGAAGCAAGUGUGGUCGCUACUAUGCCAGAUCCCGCGGGGCAGUUUCUCAACGUAUGGCAUCAUAGCUGCACAUCUCAAGUCGUCGCCGCGGGCUGUUGGUAACGCGCUGCGUCGAAACCCGUUCGCGCCAGAAGUGCCGUGUCAUCGUGUCGUGGCUACAGGUGGUGCGCUGGGCGGGUUCAAGGGGAAGUGGCCUAAAAAUGGAGAGGGUAUUACUCUUGAUGAGAAGAGGAAGCUGUUGAAGGGUGAGGGAGUGAGAUGGGAUGAUAAGGGUAAGGUUAUUGGGACACCGUUUGGAGGAUUCGUUUGA